Debaryomyces tyrocola is the source of this 141-nucleotide messenger RNA. The record is from the annotation of a GenBank genome assembly. NCBI's taxonomy places the organism in Eukaryota, Fungi, Ascomycota, Pichiomycetes, Serinales, Debaryomycetaceae.
AUGAACCCAGUGGUUUUCUUAGAUGUAUGUACCUAUAUGAUACCAUUAAUGCUUCUAAUUGAUACUAACAACUGAAAUCAGGUGAAUAAAGGAGGUAUGUGCUAUUUGUACUCACUAUCAUGGCUACCUAAGCUACAAUAA